Vespa mandarinia (Asian giant hornet) is the source of this 1170-nucleotide messenger RNA. RefSeq lists its product as uncharacterized. NCBI's taxonomy places the organism in Eukaryota, Metazoa, Arthropoda, Insecta, Hymenoptera, Vespidae. The record is from RefSeq and is a predicted model, not a curated record.
UAUGGCUUCAACAUACCGCAGUAAUAUCUCCAGUCACUUUAAUCCAAUGCCGUCCACCUCACGCUAACGAGCCUACAGGAAUGGAUGCCAACAACCAACCAACCAACCAACCAACCAACCAACCAAUUAAUCAACCAAUCCAUUGGUACAAGAAAGACGUAUAGCUUCGAGGAACGAGAAAUUUUAAUAACUUUGAUAAACAAAUACGAAGAUAUUGAAGAUAGAAAAUCCGAUCCAAUAUCAAUGUGUAAAAGAAAAUCAGCUUGGACACAAUUAGCUGAAGAAUAUAAUUCUAUGGUCGGUCCACAAAGUGCACGUUCAGCUGUACAGCUAAGACGUUGUUGGGAAAAUAUGAAAGCUUGUAAAAGAAAUCGCGAGGAGAAAAAAACGCGAAACAAUUCAAAAAGUUUUUGUCAAUUGUCAAAGGAUUUUACACAAUCAUCGAUUUCUUCUUGGGAAAAUGGAAAUGUUUAUGAGAAACAGAGACCGGAAGUACCACCGACUAGCGGAAAUGGUUGCUUACCGCCUAACGUAGUCUUUGAACCAAAAGAUUCCGAACCUUUUACAUUGCAAAGUGUAUGCUCAUCGAAGCUUGCAAACAUAAAUUUAAAAAAGGAACCUGACAAUACUUCCAACGAGUCUAAUGGUAAUACAUCGAAACAUAUUUCUGGAUUACAAGAUACAAUUGGUGGUAAACAAACAGGUUGUAUAAUUACGUCACAGGGAACAAUGUUGACUGAUUGUAGAGGAACGAACGAUCUAUCGAUCAUCGAUCAUAGAUCAACGGACGAGGAAGAAUCAAUGGAACCUAGUCAAUUGGCUUAUAGAUCAAAUACGACUCAAAGCUUCGUUGUUUCUUCUCCUUCGCGGAUAAACGAUUCUCAUAAUCAUCGUAAGACGAAAAGAUCUUUACAAAAGGAAGAUGAAUUGCAACUUCUUGCACUCUCAGAGGCUCAGAUUAAGGUCGACGUAGCAGCGAUGUUGAAGGAGGAGGCUAGAAUCAAACUGGAGGAGGCUCAUUAUCGUAAAGAAGAAGCUAGGCUUAGGAUGCUUUUCUUUACUUACAAGCUUGAGAGGAUAAAGGAAGAUUGAAAAGAUAUCAUUUCAACGUCGUUCUUUUUUUUUUUUUCUUUUCUCCUCUUUCCUUUCUCUCUCUCUCUCUCUCUCUCU